GCCCGACGACACCUUCCCCGAAAGUGAGUGCUCCCAGCCCAGAGAGCAGCGAGAAGACAACCCGACCGACGGUUACCUUUAAGGAGCCGGAGGAUGCGGCCGGAAAGGCUUCUGCGAAGUUGCCAGCCUCCGCCGUGCCUCCGCCUGGCAUCUUGAAGACCCCCGCUCAGUCUGCUUUCCUCGAGACUCAGACCUUGCAGGAUACCCAAGCUUCCGUGGACCCUUCGAGAGCGGACACACUGGAGUGGGAUGGGGCGCCGGAGCCUGUUUCGUUCGGGAAAGGGGAAAGCUCGGAGACAGUGAUCUCCGAUGCCACGACCCUACAGCUGCAUGGACGCAGCCAAAGCCUGCUGAGCUUGUCAUCCACUGGCGAUCUGGAUUCGCUGGACAAGGAUCUCAUGGUUGCUUUUGAAAAAGCUUCCAUCGACGACGACAAUGAGGAUGAAGAGCUAAAGCAGGCUUUGCUAGAGGCUGCGGCUGCUGAGCGCAAGGCUACGGAAGCAGCUGCAGCAACCAAGGCCCAUCGGGAGCGCUUGGCCCGUGCUGCUGAGGAGCGGAAAGCCCGGGAGCAGGAUGAACGUGAACGCGAGUCGAUCCAAAAGCUUAUGAAGGCUGCGGAAGAGCAGAAAGCACGCGAGACUGCAGAGAAGCAGCAACGUCGGGAGGCCGAAGCUAAGGCAGCCCGCGAGGCGGCCGAGGAGCAGAAACGUCUGGAGGCUGAAGUCCAGGCACGUCUUCAGGAGGAGAAGGCACGUCUGGCUGCAGAGGAGCAGAAACGUUUGGAGGCCGAAGCUAGGGCAGCAGAGGAGCAGAAAGCACGUCUGGCUGCAGAGGAACAGAAACGUUUGGAGGCCGAAGCUAGGGCAGCAGAGGAGCGAAGACGUUUGGUGGAGGCCGAAGUCCAGGCACGUCUUCGGGAAGAGAAGGCACGUCUGGCUGCAGAGGAGCAGAAACGCGUGGAGGCAGAAGCUAGGGCAGCAGAGGAGCAGAAAGCACGUCUGACCGCAGAGGAGCAGAAACGUUUGGAGGCCGCUAGGGCAGCAGAGGAGCAGAAAGCACGUCUGGCCGCAGAGGAGCGGAAACGUCUCGAGGCCGACAAGCUGGCACAGUUGUCUGAGGAGCAGAAAGCACUCCAGGCCGCAGAGGAGAAUCGUAAGGCGCAACGUGCACAAAAGUUGCAAGAGGCAAGAGAACGGCAGGCCAUGGCGCUGAAGUUGGCCGAAAUUCAGGAGCAAGCGAUGAAGGAUGAGCUUCGCAGAAUCAGGGAGGAGGAAGACAAAGAGGCUCAAGCAGAGAAGGACAAGGAGGCUGGCACCGAGGUCCCCCCGCCGAAGAAAGACGAGUGCGAACUCCCGCAGCUGUCUGAUGAUGAAGUCAAGAAGUACAAAACGUUUUGGAACAGGUCUACCGACAAGGACAAGGAUGCCAAGACAUCGACACCGGACGCCGACCUCGGGAAUUCCAAGCAGGUGUCGAUCCCGGGUGCAGAGGCCACGAGCGCUGCUCCCCCACCUCAGAGCACGUUGGCUGCAGAGCAGGUCACCCCUGAAAUCGCGGCUCUUAUCGAAAGGGUGGCCUUGCAAAUGGUGCAAGCCAUCACUCCACAGCCUAGCCCACCACCGCCCAAGGAAUCCCCGAAUGCCAACACAACGCCAGCAACGGCAGUGGUUCCUGCUGCUAGUGCUCCGGCCCCGCCAAGCACUCCUGCUACUCCUGCGGCACUGGAUACUCCUUCUGCCAAAGCUGUGAGCCCGACACCCCCGAACCCGAAUCGCAUCAACUCAUCCACGCACCCCGCUGAGUACAAAGAGUUUGGCCGUUUCUGCGAGUCCAACCCCGCUGCAAACGAGCUCAAAGCCGCUUACGCGAAAGGCGGCGCAUUCAAGAUGCAAGCUUUCGCGAAGUUUGUCCGUGCAGGGUGCAAUGGACUUGCUUUGGAGGCUGUCCUACGGUUCUCGAAGCAACAGGAGGAUCUCCAGCAGGACGAAGGCAAGGACGAGAUUUCAGUGUCCCUGGGUGCCGAUCCAAAGUUCGCCCUGGAGCUCAUGGAGAAUUUCAACGCUGCGAGUGACCCGAAUAAGAGUGGCCACGCCCCUCCCAGCAGAUCCAACUCCGGUCAGGGAUUCGGCGCUGAAUCGCUGCCCCCCCCCAAAAUCGAAACCGAAGUCCCCAAGAAGAAGGCCCGACCAGCCAAGAAAGAGGGCUCCGAGCUGGAGGUCCAGCUGCUUCCGGAUACAGAUCUCAAAGGUUUCAUUGCUGCCUGGGUGACAGCAUGCACGAGUGCCGAGGGAAAGGCCACCACCACGCUCGAAGCGCUCGAAAGCCAAGAGAAGCUGAUCGGUUUGAUCCGCGAUGCCUCGAAUGGCUUGGCUGAGAAGCGAAAAGCUUUACGGUCUUUGGGAGACAAACCGGAUACGUUUGCCGUCCAGACAAUCCUGACCCAGGCUGAGCCGUAUGUCAUCGCUUUCAAGAAGCACACGAAGGCCGCUUUGAAGGUUUCCCUGACGAAUGUUUCCGUGCUCCUCAAGGAUGUGAAGAUGGAUCUGCAACGUCUGAAACUGAAGAUUGCUGCCCCAAAAAAGAAAAGCAAGCUCGCUGCACCCCGGGCAAGUCGGUUCCAGAUGUGGCCUACCCUUAUGCCCUUUGAUGUUUGCAAAGCCAUAAAGGCUGCAGGCUCAGUGGACCCGUCGAUUGGCUGGCAUUUUGGAAGCAAGCUGCUUCCGAGGUCCCACCCUGUUCAGCAAUGGGAUGAUGCUAGCAAAUCCAAAGCGUUUGCCAUAACGGUACACGGCGACGAGGGGCAAACAAAGCGGACACGCAACGCCCUCGUGAUCAACUGGUCACCGCUAGGAAACUCUGGAAUACCCUUUGUCACAAAGUUUCCCUACGUCGUCAUGAAGAGCGAUGCGAUGCACUUCGAUGCAAAUGGAGACAAUGUUUCUCUGGACCAUUUGCAAGCAAGCUUGGUGGAUUCGUUAAACUUGUGUGCCUCCAAGGAUAACGGCCUCGGCUUUACUCUCCAUAUCGUUUCGGGGAAAGGCGACUGGAAGUACAGAAAGGAGUGGUUGAAGCAAACCAGAUUUUAUGGUAAUGCUGCUGGUCCCCAAGGCCUCUGCCCCAGGUGCCUGGCUUCGAAAAGUACAUGGUUGGACCCUGUGUAUGAACAGUUCAACAACAAGGAUGAUGUAGAAGCCGCGCUUGCCACUGCUGUAGGCGACAUCCACUUGAAAAACCUUUCUGGAUGGCGACCUGAAAUGGAGGUUCCUGACCUCCUGCACUGCUGCUGGUUGGGGUCAGCCCGCGAUCUCAACGGAAGUUUGUGCAUGCUGCUGGCCUCGAAGUUUUAUAAGGGUUCCACGUGGGACGAGCGUUUCGCAGAACUUCGACAGGACAUGCAGCUGUGGUGCCAAAACAACGGAAUCAGGGCUUCGACAAUCGAUGAAAUCAGAGCCUGUCCUCGAAAUUGA
Symbiodinium necroappetens is the source of this 3467-nucleotide messenger RNA. NCBI's taxonomy places the organism in Eukaryota, Dinophyceae, Suessiales, Symbiodiniaceae. The record is from the annotation of a GenBank genome assembly.